AUGGACCCAAAAGGAGCCGAGUCCUUGGCGCAGGCUUUGGGGGUGAACCGCUCUUUGGUGCGCUUGGACUUAAGCAACAACCAGAUCAAGACCCGAGGAGCCUCUGCACUUGCCGAGGCCCUGCGCGCCAAUCCGGUGAUUCAGCACCUCGUGCUCGAGCUGAACCCCCUCGGACACCAAGGUGCUUCUUGCAUUGCCGACGCCCUCGGCCCACAUCCGUCGCUGCUCUUCCUGGACCUCCGCCUGGCGGAGCUGGGCGAGGCCGGCGGUGCAGCCUUAGGUGAGGCGCUGCGGUGCAAUCAGGUCCUCCAGACCCUGGACGUGAGCUACAACCAGAUCCAAGACCGAGGAACGCAGGCACUGGGAGAGGCGCUGAGAAACAACCGCUCACUUCAAAACCUGUUGCUCCGGACCAACCAGAUCACCGACGUAGGAGUUGCUGUCCUGGCGGAUGUUUUGAAGCACCACCGCGCGUUGGUGCAGCUGGCUUUGGGCAACAACCAUAUCUCUGCGCAUGGCGCCUCCCUUCUGUCCGUGGCUCUGAGGAAAAACCGCGUCAUCCAGAUCCUGUCCUUGGAGCUGAACACCAUCCAUGAUCAAG
Symbiodinium natans is the source of this 601-nucleotide messenger RNA. The record is from the annotation of a GenBank genome assembly. NCBI's taxonomy places the organism in Eukaryota, Dinophyceae, Suessiales, Symbiodiniaceae.